AUGCACCUCCUGCUUCUUCUUUUGAUCUUCACCAGUUUGUUGAGGCCUGGCUUGGGCCCCUCAACCUGCCCCUCCUCGUGCAACUGCUCCCCUGGUGCUACCAUUUACUGCAACAGCGCUGGACUCCACAGCCUCCCUAGGGAAAUAGCUGCUUCCACGAUCUCGCUGAACCUGUCCAAUAACUUUCUGCGCUUGCUGACCACCGACGCCUUCAGCAACCUCACCUACCUGAACAGCCUCUGGCUGGAUCGCAACAACCUCACUUUCCUGUACCCGGGAGCUUUUAAGUCACUCUGCAACCUGCGGGUCUUAUAUCUCAGCAGGAACCCCAGGCUGACCUACCUCCAUGCCAACACCUUCCAAGGCCUUCAUAACCUCAUCAGUUUGGAUUUAUCCCACUGCAACCUCUUUGAAAUCCACCCUUUUGUCUUCUCCCACCUCCCCUCUUUGGAAGCCCUUGACCUAACCUCCAACAACAUGCGUUACAUCCCACAAGCUUUCCGGAGCCUGACGAGCCUCACACAGCUGUCGAUGGAGAGGAACCACAUCGAAGCCAUCGGUAGAGACUCCCUGAAGGACAUGGGAGCCCUGAGAGAGCUGAACCUCCGGAAGAAUCGCAUCUGGACCAUCCAGAAGGAUGCCUUCCUCCAACUGGAUAGGCUUGGCACGUUAAAUUUAGGGCACAACCGCCUCUCCGAUUUGCCUAAUCAGCUCUUCAGCGGAUUGACACAGCUCAAGAGCAUCCACCUAGAGGCCAAUCGGCUCACCAGGAUCAGCUGCCCUUUCAACAGUCUCCAGAACUUGAGGAGGCUCUACCUCAACAACAACCGCAUUUUGACCAUUGCAGGCCCUGCUUUUGCCCACUUGAAGGAACUGGACUUUCUCCACUUGAAUAGGAACAACCUGAGCUACCUCUCCAGCCACCUCCUGGUAGAGCUCCCCAAGCUGAAAUAUGUCUUCCUGUCACACAACCCUUGGCAGUGUGACUGCGGAAUGUUGUGGUUCGCCACUUGGAUCCUCACCUACCAAGGGGUCGUCGAGGGCUUGCACUGUGCCUUUCCUGCCAUUCACAACACAUCUCUGCUUGGCCAGCCUGCGCAGGGGGCCUUACCCAGCUGCCUGCCGCAGUCUGAGGUCACGAAGGAAGAAGGCUGCGAUGGGCCCUACCCAAGUGGGGCUUCUCACCUGGUUGUUGCUGCCGCUGCCGCUGAGAAAUCAUUUUGCCUCCUCCUUGCCUGUUGGGCCUCAUACUCAGCUGUGUUCUCCUUACCUAAGCAACUAGGUAACCACAAUCUCCUUGUCAAGGCUUUGUAA
This is a messenger RNA of Lacerta agilis (Sand lizard), 1314 nucleotides long. Its product is annotated as nyctalopin-like. The record is from RefSeq and is a predicted model, not a curated record. The coding region runs from base 1 to 1314 and encodes 437 amino acids. The transcript is spliced from 2 exons. Gene Ontology annotation, molecular function: protein binding. Gene Ontology annotation, cellular component: plasma membrane. NCBI's taxonomy places the organism in Eukaryota, Metazoa, Chordata, Lepidosauria, Squamata, Lacertidae.